AUGACUGAACUGAAGAAAACAACUCUCUGUAUACUAGGUUGCGGGAACCUGGGCACUGCCAUCCUCAAAAGUCUGCUCGUACCCCCGCCCAACCGAACGAAUGAGAUCCCCUUCAACCAUUUUAUUGCCUGCGUCCGCAGUGAGCCAUCAGAGAUAAGACUGCGAACGAGUUUCCCCGAUCUACCCACCCUAUCCAUAUCCCGUGGGGGGACCCUCGAAGCUGUGCAAGCUUCCAACGCAAUCAUCCUUGGUGUCGACCCCGCCGAUAUCGAAACAGUGCUGACACAGCCUGGAUUUCGUGAGGCUCUGUCUGACAAGCUCCUUAUCAGUAUCGCAGCAGGUUGGACACGCCAGCAGAUAGAGGAGAAGUUGUAUGGAAGCGCCACUACACUGGAGAAUAGCCACAGCCGCGCCUGGGUCGUGCGCACAUUGCCUAACAUCGCUGCACAAGUCUCACAAUCGCUCACGGCAAUUGAGAUAUCUGAACCAGCUGUCCCAGAGGCCUACAUACAGGCUACGACGGCGAUCUUCGAGUGUGUGGGCAAACCAAUCCAUGUGCCUCCGCGCUUAAUAAAUGCGAUCACUGCAGUGGGCGGGUCAACGCCUGCUUUCUUUGCUGUCAUCUGCGAUGCCAUGAUCGACGCCGCGGUAGCGGUGGGUCUGCCUCGAGAUAUGGCGCACACGACGAUUGCACAGGCGAUGCUCGGCACGGCGACCAUGCUCCAGGACGGGAUGCACCCCGGCGUGCUCAGAGACCAAGGCACAUCUCCGGAGGGAUGCACGAUCGGUGGUCUGAUGGUUAUGGAAGAGGCGGGCGUGCGCGGACAUGUUGGACGCGCGCUUCGAGAAGCAGUCACGCUGGCCCGCCUGAUGGAGACGACGGAGCAUGUCAAUGAUACCAGACAUUAG
Messenger RNA from Penicillium riverlandense, 909 nucleotides. Its product is annotated as pyrroline-5-carboxylate reductase family protein. Gene Ontology annotation, molecular function: pyrroline-5-carboxylate reductase activity. The coding region runs from base 1 to 909 and encodes 302 amino acids. Lineage: Eukaryota; Fungi; Ascomycota; Eurotiomycetes; Eurotiales; Aspergillaceae. Gene Ontology annotation, biological process: L-proline biosynthetic process. The record is from RefSeq and is a predicted model, not a curated record. The transcript is spliced from 2 exons.